GAUGGGUUGUCUGUUUUACAGGAAUGUAUCCUCGUGAAGGUGAAGCAGAGAGGGAGUCGACACCUGGUCCUGUUGCUGCUGCCCAGGUGAUGGGAAUGCCUCGCCAGGUGGUGGUGGAGACAGGGGGAGGCACCGCCUGGAGCCUCACCUGCUGACCGCUCAGGUGAGCCACUCUACAGCUUACCUCUUCUCUAGUAUCAAGAAAGCGGGGAGGGAGGGUAAUGCCCACCCCGCCAAGACCUUCCCCGUACCGCAACACUCUGCCCUACCUCCUGCUUCUGUUGGCGUCCUGCCUACUUGUCCCUCCUGCGGGAGCUUGGCACACUAUUACUGCUGCCAACUCAACGCCAACCACCGGAAUACCUGCUACCUCUCUCAUGUCUUCCACCCUCGUCGCCAUGACCACCACUCUUGCACCCCUACACGUUCCGGCUGCCAAUUCUACAAGAAUCCCUUCCAUUACAACCACAGCCAUAGUCACUACGCACAUCCAUGUGCCUCGCGAACCUUGUCUUCCCGCCAAACCUGUCGCAGACGUGCCUUUCGAGGAAGUCAGCGUCAUCAAAGAAUCCAGAGAAUUUGCCAACACUGACUACAAUCAAACCACAUUGGCAGACGAUUCUUUAGACAAGUUUGAUGCUAAUGACACCUACCUUAGGGAAGAGUUUAACGUGACGGGGUGGUCGAGGACGGACGUGGGACUGACGGUGCUGAAGGCGAUAGUGAUGUGCACUAUUAUCUUGGUGUCAGUGCUGGGCAAUGUGUUGGUGAUCGUCAGCGUGGCACUUCAUCGCCGACUCCACUCCACUGCUAACUACCUCCUCGUGUCCUUGGCCACAGCCGACAUGCUUGUUGCUCUCUGUGCCAUGACCUUCAAUGCCUCCGUCGAGCUGUCUGGGGGCCGCUGGAUGUUUGGCCGCGUCAUGUGCGACUUGUGGAACAGCUUUGAUGUGUACUUCUCGACGGUGUCCAUCAUGCACCUGUGUUGCAUCAGCGUGGACCGCUACUACGCCAUCGUUCGCCCGCUAGAGUACCCACUCACCAUCACCCGUCGAAUCCUUACCAUCAUGCUGGCCCACUGCUGGUUAGCUCCCACUAUCAUUUCCUUUCUGCCCAUCUUACUGGGUUGGUACACCACCUCCGACCACCUCCGAAGCCGAGACGCUCAACCACAUGUCUGCGCCUUCGUCGUGAAUGCUGUUUUUGCGCUGGUAUCCUCAGCAGUUUCCUUUUGGGUUCCAUGUACCGUCAUGGUGGUCAUGUAUUACCGUAUAUUUCAAGAGGCGCGCAAGCAAGAGCGAGCAAUGCUAUCUCGUGCCUCGUCAGCCAAUUCUGCAGCAUACGCUUCUUCCAUCAGGCGAAAUGCAGCCUUACACCAACAGCAGAGCACUGAAUCAUCGACCGUGGCGCGCCAACAGCUAUUGGUGGCGCUGCAAACAACACCUUUCACGCCGACAGCUCGCCACCAGGAAUUCCUCAUGAAGACAUUCAAUGACACUUCGUCAACAGCAUCCGUAGCGACAACAUCGUCGGGUGUGCCGUCUGUGGUUCCCUCUGGUAACAGUAGUUCCCGCAGCAGCAGCGGCGGUGGUGUGGCCACUAAUGUUGUGGCCAGCAGUGUGGCUGCGGGCAAUGGUGCGAGCGCCAGCACUGUCUCAAAGAAUAGCGGCACGAAUGGUACCAACAGUGUCAGCGGGUGGAGGAGCGCCCGGCACGGUAGUACGGCCUCUUGGCACGGCCCCUCGCGGCACAACUCUCACGUGCCGUGCAACCGUCGCAUGCACAGCACCCCACUGGUAACGGGCAAGCCGGGGCCGCUACCGGUGGGGCGGCGAGAACACAAAGCGGCUCGAACACUCGGGCUCAUCAUGGGAGCCUUCGUGCUUUGCUGGCUUCCCUUCUUCACCUGGUACGUCAGCAUCAAUGUAUGCGGCCCCUCCUGCCGCUGCCCCCACGCCGUCGUCACUGCACUCUUCUGGAUUGGCUACUUUAAUUCCACGCUCAAUCCCUUCAUCUACGCCUACUUCCGUUCGGACUUCCGGCAGGCUUUCCACCGAACUCUCAAACGGAUGAGUUGCUGCCGGCCUCGCCAGCCAGCCGGAGUGUUCGUGUGAUCCCCGCGUUCGGCUCGCCAUUACCUGCACCAGCUAAGUCAUGGUGCUACGCCGGUCUGCUUGACUGACAACUGGAAAUAAUGUGAAUAUUUAUCGGUUAUGUCAGCGAUGGUAUGUGUCCGGAAACAAUAAUUAUCUAGUCAUUAUGACAGUCUUACUGAGUGAGUAAACUAUCUGGUUAUAUUAAAUACCCAUUUAGAAUCAAUGUGUUCCACUUUAAUAUUGAGAGUGACACUAACGGUGCACAAAAGCCUGAUCACAACCCCGAUAUCCAAUUGUUUCGUCAAGGAUAGAGAUUUGAUCUUGGGUCUGUCAUCACUUAAGCGUCUGAGAUUAUUUUCAGUGCUCCUUGUCAUAUUAAUGUUCCCUUGCAUCUACCUUGUUUUGUUUAUUUUUUCGCAAAACAAAGCACAAUAUGACAAACAGACUCCCCCGUAUUUAUUUUAUUUAAAAUUACCCUUAAUGUGUAUACAAAAAUUACUGUGCAUUAUUACAUGUAAAAUACUGUGUAUAUAUAUAUAUAUAUAUAUAUAUAUAUAUAUAUAUAUAUAUAUAUUAUAAUCCAACAAUAAGCAAGAAUUAUAUAAUGUAGCCACGAGAUAAUUUUUCGUAACACACUUUAAUGGAAAAAAAAAUCAAAGUGACGAGAAUCAGGUUAUUACAGUAUAUGUUUAGAACUAACGUUCAAAAAACGAGAAUUCAACCAAAUAAUUUUGGAACAAAAAAAAACAAAAGACUGAAGGAUAAAUUAUUUAAUUCUAUGCUGGCAGUGUAGCCAUGAGGCAGCAGGUGUUGCAUGCUCAAUUAGCACUGAGGUCAGGGACAUGUAUAUACAAAUUAUAUAUGAUUUAUGUAAGCAUUGUACAUAAUUGAUUAUAUAUAUAUAUAUAUAUAUAUAUAUAUAUAUAUAUAUAUAUAUAUAUAUAUAUAUAUAUGUGUGUGUAUGUGUGUGUGUAAAUAGGAAUGAAUCAAAACAUGAAUUAUAUGAAUUGUUUGUCUCGCAUUUACAAAGGAUUCGUGUAACCGCUCGGUGCAAAUUUAAAGUGCACUAAAUCAUUCACGUUUCAAUGAUAAUAAAACAGAAAAGGCAGAUUCCGUUGGCCAACCGUCGCUCAGGAUGAGUUUAGACUUGCCACGUUCAGUAGGAUGAUGAGGCUGGACUUGUCACGUUCAGUAGGAUGAUGAGGCUAGACUUGUCACGUUCA
Messenger RNA from Procambarus clarkii (red swamp crayfish), 3319 nucleotides. Lineage: Eukaryota; Metazoa; Arthropoda; Malacostraca; Decapoda; Cambaridae. The record is from RefSeq and is a predicted model, not a curated record.